Mycotypha africana is the source of this 915-nucleotide messenger RNA. RefSeq names its product ribosomal protein L13e. Gene Ontology annotation, biological process: translation. The record is from RefSeq and is a predicted model, not a curated record. The transcript is spliced from 4 exons. Gene Ontology annotation, cellular component: ribosome; cytosolic large ribosomal subunit. Gene Ontology annotation, molecular function: RNA binding; structural constituent of ribosome. Lineage: Eukaryota; Fungi; Mucoromycota; Mucoromycetes; Mucorales; Mycotyphaceae. The coding region runs from base 24 to 659 and encodes 211 amino acids.
AUCCACUUGGUAAUCCUUACACCAUGGUUUUGAAGCACAACAAUCAGUUGCCCAACCAGCACUUCCGUAAGCAAUGGGCUCGUCGUGUCAAGACUUGGUUCGAUCAAGCUGGCCGUAAAAAGUCCAGAAGAAUCGCACGUGUCCAAAAGGCUGCUCGUAUUGCUCCCAGACCCGUUGACGGUCUCCUUCGUCCUGCUGUUCGUUGUCCUACUGUUCGUUACAACAUGAAGUUGAGAGCUGGCCGUGGUUUCACUCUUGAAGAACUCAAGGAAGCUGGUAUUCGUCGUAAGGAAGCCCGUACUGUCGGUAUCGCUGUUGACCACCGUCGUCGCAACAGAUCCAACGAAUCCCUUGAACUCAACGUUCAACGUUUGAAGGCUUACAAGGCUAAGCUUAUCGUCUUCCCCCGUAAGGCCGGUAAGGCCAAGAAGGGUGAUGCCGAAGCCUCUGAAGUCGCCGCUGCUGUUCAACACCGUGGUCCUCUCUUCCCCGUUGAACAAAUCCCUGCUGCUCCUGAAGCUCGUGAAAUCACUGCUGAAGACAAGGCCGUCCAUGCUUAUGCCAAGCUCCGUGCUGCUCGUGCUGCUGCUCGUACUCUUGGUAUCCGUGAAAAGCGUGCCCGUGACAGAGCUGAAGAAGAAGCCAACAAGAAGAAAUAAACGGCUUUUUCAACUUCAACCUCUCGCUUCUCUCUUUUUUUUUUUUCAUUUAAUUUGUUAAAAUAAUGACUUUAUUCCACCCCAUCAAUAAAACAGAAAAAAGGAAAUGGACGGUUUGCGUUUUCUUUAUCAUCUCCACUUCAGCUCUCUUUUGGUUUUAGAUUCUACUUUUUUUUACGGGCAUCAGACGUCGACAGAGAAAAAUAGGAUGGGCAGUCGAUAGAUGGAGGGGGAGAAAAAAAAAAAAAAGAAAAAA